Capronia coronata CBS 617.96 is the source of this 2103-nucleotide messenger RNA. RefSeq lists its product as uncharacterized. Gene Ontology annotation, biological process: DNA-templated transcription; regulation of DNA-templated transcription. Lineage: Eukaryota; Fungi; Ascomycota; Eurotiomycetes; Chaetothyriales; Herpotrichiellaceae. Gene Ontology annotation, molecular function: DNA-binding transcription factor activity, RNA polymerase II-specific; DNA binding; zinc ion binding. The record is from RefSeq and is a predicted model, not a curated record. Bases 1 to 2103 code for a protein of 700 amino acids. The transcript has 2 exons.
AUGUCUUUGGCCGGCCCGAAAACGCGGACGGCCAAUCCAUUAAAGAGACCUCGUCAAGAACCAGUUUCAUGUCAGUUCUGUCGUUCCAAGAAACUCAAAUGCAAUCGCCAGCAUCCUUGUUCCAACUGUGUGGCGCGAGGUCUGCCAUGUAACAGUUCAUCCCAGCCUUCCAACAACAUUCGUUCUCCGGUCGAUGCCCUGAAUGAAUCCAUUCUGUGCCGCCUGCAGCGACUGGAGGACAUGAUUUUGGGCCCAGCGCAGCAUGGAUUGCCAGCUGCCAACCAGGGCUCGCAACCCUCUCCAUCGCUUACCCAAUCUCGACCAACGGCAUCUCCCAUGGAGUGUCUUUCUCCCGCAUCUGAGUAUGAAGAGGCCGUACAGAGCUUAGAACGCAUAGCAAACCCAAGAGACCCCUUUCUCUCUUCCAACCUUGAAGGGCCAGAAAUACGCGUCCUAGCUACCCAGCAAAUCUGCGAUAUCUAUGGAGUUGCGCAUAUCCGAGCGGCCCAUGGUUGGCAAGACUCGAGGUGCCUUUUCCUUCCCCCAGAACACGAGGCAUCUCUCUUACUGGACCAUUACAUUUCCCACAUCGACGCUUUGCAACACGUGGUGUACAUCCCACGUGUCCGUGCAUUGAUGGACGAGGUCUACCUACAAUUGCAACAGGCACUCCCAGUGGUCCAUAGCCAAGUGGCACUUUUGAUGAGCAUUUUCGCAACCUCCGCCGCCCUCCUUACAGGCGUUGGGGGAAGCUUGCAGCAGCUAUUCAGGACCUCUGACCCCUAUCAAGCAGCUAGGAUCUGGGCAAAUGCUGCCCUCGAACUGAUGGAGUUCUCUCGUCGUACGACUGCGGGGAGUUUGGAGUACGUUCAGACAUCAAUCCUGAUGGGCUUCUUGUCCUACCAUAUGGAAGAUUUUUCUGCCAGGUCCCGCUUCCUGUUUGUAGGAGCUGUUGCCAUCGCACGCGACCUGUGCUUGCACAAGCUCGAUGCUCCGACCAACCGGCCCUCCGAUUCUUCCAACCCCAUAGAGACUGAAAUCAAGCGGCGUGUUUGGUGGCACAUCGUUGCAACAGACUGGCUGUUGGCGCACAACGGAGGUCCCCAGGAGGGUACAUAUCUGGUUCAUCCUCGACAUAUGUGUGUGAAUCUCCCACGAAAUGUCAACGACACAGACCUAUACCACGACAACCCUUCGAUAGACCUGCCAUUAUCUGAACCUACCAUCAUGUCAUAUUAUAUUCAACGCAUCAAGGUUGCCGAUAUCUGUCGCAGCGUAGUGGAUGUCAUGCCUCUGUCCAGCCCAUCAAUCUCGAAAAUAGAUUACCAGGAUGUGAUCGCCCUCGACCGUAAGUUCGAGGCCUUUUUCGAAGACCUGCCUUGGUUUUUCAAGAUGGACGACAAGAGUCGUGCUGAGAGCGAUGCCAUCAUGCGCAAAUACCCUCAUAUGAGGUUACAACGAUACACGUUGGGAACCGUCGCGCUCAUUCAGCGGUGUAAGCUACAUCAGCCUUUCCUCAUUCGACGUUCCGCCGAAGGAUAUUACAACUAUUCCAGGGAUGUCUCGUUACAGUGCGCACGAGCGGUCAUCAGUCUGAAAGGGGUGCUGGAUGCGGAGGUGGGGACCAUGGUGCAUGCCCCCAUCCAACCCGGGUCGAUAGCUUACCACAUCUUCAUGGCAACCAUUGUUCUCGUCAUGGACAUUUGCUUCAACCGCAAUGAGGGCGACGACGCAGCUAGGAAAGCCGAGGUUACAGCUGCCUGCAAGGCACUGGAAGAUUGCAUAUCCCGGUCCCGCGCGGCCUGCGAUUUCCUGAGUUCUGUCACAGAAACCCUGCGCAAGUAUAAGGUCAAGUUGCACCAUCCACCUGGCGGUAUGGUACAGGAAGCGAUCGUUCCGGCCUCGAUGGAGAUGUUCCACCCUUCACAAGAUGUGUUACCAAUCUCGAAGCAACAGCCUGACAAUGCCAGCUCGAUGGACAAUACACAGCACGUGUUUGCCGAUUUCGAUAAGAUUUGGAAGGAGUACGUCGAGUAUGGGCCAAAUAUGGACAUGCCGGACUGGGACAGCCUGUUCAAUGAUCUGGACUCGAGGCUCUACUAG